CGGUUCCUUCUCUCUGCGGGAGUACAGCAGGAGGGUCUGUGUAGAAGAUAUCACUGGAGCAUUUGGAUGAUGUGAGAGCUGGGAUGCCGUGAUGUCGACUCUCUGCCCGCCUCCAUCUCCAGCUGUUGCCAAGACAGAGAUCGCUUUAAGUGGUGAAUCACCUUUAUUAGCAGCCACCUUUGCUUACUGGGACAAUAUUCUUGGUCCUAGAGUAAGGCAUAUUUGGGCUCCAAAGACAGAACAAGGACUUCUCAGUGAUGGAGAAAUAACUUUUCUUGCCAACCACACUCUGAAUGGAGAAAUUCUUCGCAAUGCAGAAAGUGGGGCUAUAGAUGUAAAGUUUUUUGUCUUGUCUGAAAAAGGAGUAAUUAUUGUUUCAUUAAUCUUUGAUGGAAACUGGAAUGGAGACCGGAGUACAUAUGGACUGUCGAUUAUACUUCCACAGACAGAACUUAGUUUCUACCUUCCGCUUCACAGAGUGUGUGUUGAUAGAUUAACACAUAUUAUUCGGAAAGGAAGAAUAUGGAUGCAUAAGGAAAGGCAAGAAAAUGUCCAGAAGAUUGUCUUAGAAGGCACAGAGAGAAUGGAAGAUCAGGGUCAGAGUAUUAUUCCCAUGCUUACUGGGGAGGUCAUUCCUGUAAUGGAACUGCUUUCAUCUAUGAAAUCACACAGUGUUCCUGAAGAAAUAGAUAUAGCUGAUACAGUACUCAAUGAUGACGAUAUUGGUGACAGUUGUCAUGAAGGCUUUCUUCUCAAUGCUAUCAGCUCACACCUGCAGACCUGUGGCUGCUCUAUUGUAGUAGGUAGCAGUGCAGAGAAAGUAAAUAAGAUAGUGAGAACAUUAUGCCUUUUUCUGACACCAGCAGAGAGGAAAUGCUCCAGAUUAUGUGAAACAGAAUCAUCAUUUAAAUAUGAGUCAGGGCUCUUUGUACAAGGCCUGCUAAAGGAUUCCACUGGCAGCUUUGUUCUCCCCUUCCGACAAGUCAUGUAUGCCCCCUAUCCCACCACGCACAUCGAUGUGGAUGUCAAUACCGUCAGGCAGAUGCCACCCUGUCACGAACAUAUUUUUAAUCAGCGUAGAUACAUGAGAUCAGAGCUGACAGCAUUCUGGAGAGCUACUUCAGAAGAGGACGUGGCUCAGGACACCAUCAUCUACACAGACGAUAGCUUCACUCCUGACUUGAAUAUUUUCCAAGAUGUUCUGCACAGAGACACUUUAGUAAAAGCCUUCUUAGAUCAGGUCUUCCAUUUGAAGCCUGGUUUAUCUCUCAGGAGUACUUUCCUUGCACAGUUUUUGCUUGUCCUUCACAGAAAAGCCUUGACACUAAUAAAAUAUAUAGAAGAUGAUACGCAGAAAGGGAAAAAGCCCUUUAAAUCUCUUCGCAACCUGAAGAUAGACCUUGAUUUAACAGCAGAGGGCGAUCUUAACAUAAUAAUGGCACUAGCUGAGAAAAUUAAACCAGGCCUACACUGUUUUAUCUUCGGAAGACCUUUCUACACCAGUGUACAAGAACGGGAUGUUCUAAUGACUUUUUAAGUGUGUGAUUUGCUAAGUGAAUUUCAUCACAAUCAUGAUUGCUGGUAAAGUAGUUCAGUGGGGUGAGAAACCUAGUUUUCCCCAGGUCAUUCCUGAAUCCUACUCAGCAACUACAGUCAGUUAGAUACACUACAGUCGGUUAUCACAGGGUCUGUAAGGGAUGUCAGGUGCAUCAUCACAUUGAAUGUCUCUUUUCCUAGAUAUAUUCUCUUGGGGACUCAUGUUUACAAUUGUAAUACACAGUAUUGUUGUCUGUUAAAGUUACAACAAUAGAAUACAUUUGACCACAACUACUGUUUUUUUUUUCAAAUAUAUUAUUCAUGGUUUACAUAUAUCAGAAUGAAACCUGAGUUAGCUUUACAGAUAUAAUACUAGUUGACUUUCCAUUUGCUGGUGUUCUAUGGUAUAUAAUGUUACUGUAAUACUUUUUCAGUCAGUGGGAAAUGAGAGCAUUUAAAUUUUUCAUUCUGCAAAAAUGAAGUUAGAGUGAAUGCAUGUUAAGUUUUAGGAAGAAGACAGUGAUCAAGAAGAAUUUUAAUUAGAAUUAUUAGACCCUACUUUAUUGACUUAGCCAUUAGGAUUGAGGCUGUGUAGAAAUGUUAAAUAAUUGCGUGUAAUCCCUGACUAGGAUGUGUAGUUUGUGUUUAUUAUUAUUGUUAUCACUAUUCCAUAUAGUUGAGCUCUAUCCAAAAAGAUACAGGAAAAUAGAGUUUGUUUACUAGCUGUUACCUAUAACUAACUAAAGUUGAAAUUCAUUUUCAUUAUUUUUGAGCCAAACUGAAAUGUGCCUUUUUUCCCCCUUGGAAAAUAUAAUUUCUUGGAAGAAGUUCAGAUUCCACUCGUCAAUCAUUUCCAUCUUGUUCACCAUGUACACGCUCUGGCAGUCCUUGUAGCUCUGAGAUUAUAAAAUACAUGAGAGGAUAUGUUAGCUACUAAGAUCUUUCCCCCAGUUUCUUGUCUUCUCCCUCUCAUAUCUGCCCAUAUUUUUUAAGCCAUUGCCAUGUUGCCUACAUCACAUAAGAACAGCAGUAGAAACUUUUACUGGAGUGCUAUUUUCUAGGUGCUAUUUUGGCAGAACUAUUUUAGUCUAUUUAUUUUGUUGGACCAUUUUGCUGGCUAUAAAGUAACUGACAUAUUUCUAUGCUAUAGCAAUGUUUGGUGUAGGAAUAUACACAAACAUAUUUUUAUUUAAAAUUGUGAAAGUAACAAGAAAGGGAAAACAUACUUAUAAGAAAGGGAUGA
This is a messenger RNA of Dipodomys spectabilis (banner-tailed kangaroo rat), 2779 nucleotides long. It is a transcript of the gene C9orf72, whose product is annotated as C9orf72-SMCR8 complex subunit. Bases 92 to 1537 code for a protein of 481 amino acids. Gene Ontology annotation, molecular function: guanyl-nucleotide exchange factor activity. NCBI's taxonomy places the organism in Eukaryota, Metazoa, Chordata, Mammalia, Rodentia, Heteromyidae. Gene Ontology annotation, biological process: endocytosis; autophagy. The transcript has 11 exons. Gene Ontology annotation, cellular component: autophagosome; endosome. The record is from RefSeq and is a predicted model, not a curated record.